Arachis duranensis is the source of this 1386-nucleotide messenger RNA. Its product is annotated as L-type lectin-domain containing receptor kinase IX.1-like. The record is from RefSeq and is a predicted model, not a curated record. Gene Ontology annotation, cellular component: plasma membrane. Gene Ontology annotation, molecular function: ATP binding; protein kinase activity. Lineage: Eukaryota; Viridiplantae; Streptophyta; Magnoliopsida; Fabales; Fabaceae. The transcript has a single exon. The coding region runs from base 1 to 1290 and encodes 429 amino acids. Gene Ontology annotation, biological process: protein phosphorylation.
AUGGACUUGGAAGCACACAGCAGGGACAAUAAUGAAAGAGCAACACACAAGGACAACAAGGGUAAUCAAAGAAAAACCGGAACAAUCAUAGGGAUUACUAUUGGUGCAUGUGCUUUAAUUGGUGUUUUUGGGCUAGCUUUUCUUAUGGGAUGGAAGCUGAGGAGGAAAAGAGGAGUGGAGAAUGUAAUUAACCUUGCAAUGGACAGAGAUUUUGAGAGAAGCACUGGACCAAGGAGGUUUUCCUAUGCAGAACUUUCUAGAGCAACUUAUAACUUUGCAAAUGAGCAUAAAAUUGGUAAGGGGGGUUUUGGGGAAGUCUACAGAGGGUUUUUGAGAGACCUUAACAUGCAUGUUGCCAUCAAGAGGAUAUCUCAGGGAUCUCAACAAGGUGUGAGGGAGUAUGCAUCUGAAGUCAAGAUCAUUAGUCAACUGAGGCAUAGGAAUUUGGUUCAACUCGUUGGUUGGUGUCAUGAGCAGAAUGAGCUUCUACUGGUUUAUGAGUUCGAGGAAAAUGGAAGUUUAGAUUCUUAUCUGUUCAAAGGUGGGGGGUUAUUAAAAUGGGAAGUAAGAUACAACAUUGCUAGAGGCUUGGCUUCAGCUUUAUUUUACUUGCAUGAAGAGUGGGAGCAGUGUGUGCUUCAUAGGGACAUCAAACCCAGCAAUGUUAUGUUGGAUUCCAAUUUCAAUGCAAAGCUUGGAGAUUUUGGGUUAGCCAGAUUGAUGGACCACAAAGCAAGUUCGAAAACAACGAAUUUAGCAGGAACAUUUGGUUACUUGUCACCGGAAGCUGCAACGAGAGGGAAGACUAGUAAAGAGUCAGAUGUAUACAGUUAUGGAAUUGUUGCAUUGGAGAUAGCAUGUGGAAGAAGGGUGGUUGAACAAAAUGUGAAUGAAGAGCAGAUAUACUUGGUGGAUUGGGUUUGGGAACUGUAUGGCAAAGGUGAUAUACUUAAAGCAGCAGAUCCAAGAUUAGAGUUGGGAGCAUUUGAAGAAGAGGAAAUGAAGAGGCUAAUGACAGUUGGGCUUUGGUGUACUCACAGUGAUUACCUUAAAAGGCCAUCAAUGAGACAAACGCUUCAAGUGCUCUAUUUUGAAGUUCCAUUGCCAAAUCUCCCAUCACAGGGUACUGAUGCACCUAACUCUGUCAGAUCUUUGCUUCCUGGGAAUAAUAGCCAAACACAGCCUUCAACUUCUUCAAGCAGUAGCUCCUUCACUGUUGGGUCUACACACUCCAACAAUAAGGCUUCUAAACUCGUUUCUCCAGCUUCUCAACCUCUACGUACAUUCUAAGUUAUAUCAGUAUAUCACCUUCAGUUUUUGCUUUUUGAUGUUUUAGUUUCCAAUUUAAAGUAAAAUUCCACACGUGUGCUUGUCUUUCGUACUGAA